This is a messenger RNA of Colletotrichum higginsianum IMI 349063, 948 nucleotides long. RefSeq lists its product as uncharacterized. The record is from RefSeq and is a predicted model, not a curated record. NCBI's taxonomy places the organism in Eukaryota, Fungi, Ascomycota, Sordariomycetes, Glomerellales, Glomerellaceae. The coding region runs from base 1 to 948 and encodes 315 amino acids. The transcript is spliced from 3 exons.
AUGUGCGAAGUGACAUUUGCCCCAGAAGGCCGAAAACGGACGAGUCGAGGUGGCCGGGACGACGCAAUCCCAGACUCUCAGCUUCCCCCUGUUGGAGUUGUUCGCGAUGGCGCCCGCUUCAACUCGGUUAGUCCCCGGUUCCUUGUUAAAUCCGCAGGCGUCAACAAACGACAAUUUGCAACUGGCUCCAUAUUCGACGAUACCUUACGGCACUCCAGCGGCCACAAAGGUCGAAACGCGGAUAUAGCAGCACUCAGGCCGGGUGCUGGUGUUCAAGCGAUUGUGAUGCAAUACUUGACGUUGAUAACACUUUCACCACCUGCUAGUACAGGAGAGCUGGAAGAAUGCCCCUGGUUCAGGGCCAAAACGACGACACCCCGUCGCCAGUCUCUGUCUCAGGUUAAAACACUGCCAUUCGUCCUUCAGCAAGCCAGGGAGGGGCUUGAGGAAGGACAGGAUUCGAAUGGUCCUGUUCCCCUGAUUGUUGACAGGUUAAUUCACCAUCUUGUUAUGUUAUAUCCUAAUCUGCACUGUCGGGAUGAACUUACUGCCUGUCGAUUUACCGGGGGAUACGGAUACGCGGCGGCUGGGCAGUCAAACCAACGACUCCCUGGACCGUGUGAUGAGCGUUCGGCGACUCUGACCAAAUCACGACGGGCGGCCAAAGGAUCGCCGCCCGCACCGCUUGGAGUGGCCGUUGGAACCAGCAGGCCGUUGGACAGCCGCCGCUUCCGACAAGACCCUGCGGCCGCAUUGUGGACCGACAACGAGGUCCCAAUUUCUUCUCCAAACGCAGUGACCGGGUGGUAUGGUCCCCUGGUCCUAGCGGGGGCGCGGAGAGGCACAGCGCACGGGGAACCAGUUCGCAUGCACUCCGACCUGGCAGGGCCCGCUCCAGCUUUCCUGGCAGCCCCGCAGCAAUUUUCAACGUACAUCGUACUCUGGUAA